CAUCGACUGACUCAGGCUCAAUGAUGUACGCCAAAUUAACAGUCGUUUUGGUAGCACUGGCGACAUGCUCUGCCCAGUUCAUACCUAUUAAACCGUUACCAACGAAAUUGAGCCUAAAAACUACUACACAGAAAGCCAAGGUGACCACACACAAGUUGCCUCAGCCAAACCCGAACACUGGCAACACCCAGAACGCCGGGGGAUGCACUUACCAAUUCCAUGUAGCCGAUCCAAAUGGUGCUUGUGCAGGGACAUCUUCUGCUUUGGAUAAGAAAGUGGAACUAGUCAAGCAAGAUCUGGAUAAAACCAAAUUCCAGUAUGUGUCUCAAAACAGCAUGAUUCAGAGCACGCUCGCGCGUAUUCAAAGUGAUGCCGCAAGUUAUAUGACAAAGUUAACGGAUCUAAAUAACGAAAUCCAGAAGCUGAAACAAAUGGCGGCAACCGCGGCCUCAGGAAGCGGAGGUUCCUCAGGAAAUUCCGCAGCACUAAAUCAGAUGCUGCACGACACCAGAGAUCUACUAACGAAAGCUAUCAGCGACAUUAACAAUCAAAUCUUCAACAUCACCAUACAGAUGCAGAAAAGUGCCAUUGAAGAAACGAAGAUACAAACAGCUUUGAAUAAACAGAUUAACGAUCAAACGAGCAAAAUUGCUACUGCAGAAUUAAAGCUGAUAACGCUGGAGAACAUGCUAAAGAACAUGCAGUCUGGAACCACUCCAGUGGCAACCAUGCCGCCGCUCACCACCAUCCCAACAAAGGGCAUGCCAAGUAGUAGCACCACCACCACUGGGCCACCACCAACAGCUCCAAUAGGUCUUCUUAAUCAACUCAAGUCACAACUCCAGAAACUCGAGUCUGAAGUGAAACAGGUAGAACAAUCCCAUUCUAAGGAGAUCAAAGAUUUGAACCAGAAAGCAGUCCAAAUCAAGACUGAGCUAACCAAUCAGACGCAGGAGAUCGCUGCGACCAAAACAACCUCACAAGCUAUGUUCUCCAAACUUCACGUGACAGAACAGCAGGUCCAGGACGCCAUUAACAAUUUCACCCAGUUCCAGAAGACGGUCAAUUCAGGAACGAAGAUUCUGCAGGCAGAAAUUUCGGACACCAGUAAGAAUGUGACUACAGUGAUUUCCAGCAUUCAGCAGCUCGGCGGUACUAUAAUUAUGGACAAAACGAAGAUCAUGAAGAACAGAAAAGAUUUAGAUAAGCUUAUUCCUGAUGCCGUUAAGAUCCAGAAUGACCUACAGAAACUCAACACUACGAUCACAAAUCAAGCGGGUGAACUCCUACAAUUAGAGCAGGAUGUUCACUCACUGAAUGGAACAUUUACGGCAAAUGGACAGUCGGCCAAGACGUAUGUGGACAACAUUAAGAAAGACAUGAACAACAAGAUGACCAGUCUGAAUUCCACCUUAAACCAGGCCAGUGCAGACAUCAUGACUCUCAUGGGCCAGUCAGCCAGACUCAGUCAACUUUGUGGAUAGUGAAAUCACUGCCGGUGUACAGUGACGUCAUUUACACACAGACAUGUCAUAAACUUUGUGAUAUUGCGUAAUGAGUUUUGCUUGGAAAUUUUGAAAAUCAUUACUUAAUGCACUUGUGUCUUACCAGCAAUCUAACGCUUUUUAUGUUCAUUUUCAUGUGUUAUGAUUGAAAUAACUUAUUAUUGUACAAUUUAAUAGUAUUUGCCUAUAUUAGACAUAAGCUACGAAUGACUGGCGAUCCAUUAUUGUUAUAUCAAUGUAAAAUGAAUGGCUAAUUAAGAAAUCAUUUUAGAAAUCAAAUCUUUUCAUAUUAGGCAAAAGUAAUUAACGGUGUUGUGUGUAUUCAAUGCUAAUUUAUUGUUUCAAUAAAAACAGUAUUUUCUCCUAAUAAUUAGGUGCCAUUUUGUCGAUGAUAAAGGUUUCGUACAUGUCAGUUGCUUUAGACAUAUCAAUGAUAAAGGUUUCGUACAUGUCACUUGCUUUAGACAUAUCGAUGAUAAAGGUUUCGUACAUGUCACUUGCUUUAGACAUAUUGCUCGGCCUUUCUCUGCCCAAAUAGUUCUUGUUAUCUUAAUCAAUUCGUAAAAAGGACAUAUACCGGUAGUUCAUGUAUUUGAUUAAAAAAAAGAUGUACGAGAGCACUGAAUGCGACAACACAAAAACGACACUGUACAAAACAAUCAGAUAGUCAAGAUGGUUUCUCGAAAAUGUCCUUCCAUACCGAUUUUAACACCCAUAUUUAUUUGCGCAAGAUGAUGUGGAAAGACAACUCAAGGAGGUCAACUGUCAGAUGAUUAACAAGAGAAAUUAAUUACCAUACACAAUCAGUGAACUGAGUGAGCGUCAAAUGUGAUUUCUUGAUAUUUUUCGUUGCAAAAUAAUUAUGUAUUCACACAUAAAUGUGUAUUCAAGAAUUAAAGUUAGAAUUACCCAAAG
Ostrea edulis (European flat oyster) is the source of this 2420-nucleotide messenger RNA. RefSeq lists its product as uncharacterized. Bases 21 to 1484 code for a protein of 487 amino acids. The record is from RefSeq and is a predicted model, not a curated record. NCBI's taxonomy places the organism in Eukaryota, Metazoa, Mollusca, Bivalvia, Ostreida, Ostreidae. The transcript is spliced from 2 exons.